UUUCUCUCUCUUCCCAUUUUAUUUUCCCUCCACCCCUUUCCCGCCUCUCCUCUCCCCUAUCUCUCUCCAUAAAAUCCCCAUUCUCCCUUCUCCAUUUCAUCUCAUCUUCAAUCCUCAAUCCUCAAUCCUCGUCUUCACCUUCUUCUUCCGUCUCUCGGACAUCAUGAAUCGAAGAUCCAGAAGAUCGGGGAACUCUCAAUCCGAGACGUUUCACAAGUAUCUAAAGCCUGGUGCGCUAGCACAAAUUCGGAAUUCUCGGAUGAUCGCUCGAUUCAAUCGGGUUAAUUUGGUAUCUCAGAUCUACUCCACUACUUCUUCCAGUCUACCGAUCGACUCCGGUUUACUUCAGGUCAACAUUGUUGAUGCUUCUCCUUCCUUUGCUGGGAGGGUGUAUGGCCCUCUCUCUUUGCAGAGGAAGAAACUUUUGGCUUCCAAGUCUUUGUGGUUUCUCGCUUCUAGCCCUACUAAUCUCACACCUGAUUCUCCGCCUGAUCCGGUUAUUGAAGUGUUAGGGGGGUGAAUUGUAUAAGUCUUUUUCUAUGGAAUACUUUCAACCUGUGAAUCGAGUCUUUCUUUGUGAAAUUAAAUAUCAAACUGUAAUACAUGAUACCUUUUGUAGGUAGUGUUGACGAUGGGUUGUGAAUUUUAUUCUUCUUGAUUUUGAUCGGAUUUAAAUAAUAAGAUCUAUCAUAUUAUCGAUC
This is a messenger RNA of Cucumis melo (muskmelon), 701 nucleotides long. RefSeq lists its product as uncharacterized. The record is from RefSeq and is a predicted model, not a curated record. Bases 164 to 520 code for a protein of 118 amino acids. NCBI's taxonomy places the organism in Eukaryota, Viridiplantae, Streptophyta, Magnoliopsida, Cucurbitales, Cucurbitaceae. The transcript has a single exon.